AUGAAGACUGCAGGAUGGUUUUGGGCACAGAAACUAACAUUCAGUAUCGAUAUACGGCUACCCUUGGAAAUGGUAAGGCAUAACUCUCUUUCUGUUCCAAAUGAUAUGUCCGAUCUUACGAGUAAAAUUCAAACAUGGUGCACUCGAUAUGCUAAGUUGGCCAACAAACGCGGAUCGGCAACCGAGAGCAUCAGCAACAUUACAACAACGGAUGAAUCUGAGCAAAAGUAUAGGUGCGAAAAACACAAGGGGAACAACAGUCAUGGCACAGAUCGCUGCUAUUUCCUGAAGUAUCGCAAUCGAGAUCAGGGUGACGCCAAAACUCAGAGCAAAGAUGAUAAACAUUGUGAUGUGCAUGGCAAGUGUUAGCAUGCUACCGAAGAGUGUCGCCACAAACGUUCAAAGGUGGCAAUUAA
Messenger RNA from Sphaeroforma arctica JP610, 416 nucleotides. RefSeq lists its product as hypothetical. The record is from RefSeq and is a predicted model, not a curated record. Bases 1 to 369 code for a protein of 122 amino acids. Lineage: Eukaryota; Ichthyosporea; Ichthyophonida. The transcript has a single exon.